AAAACAUUGACAUAUUAAGAUAAGUUAGAAACUAUGAUUGCUUAUCUCAGCACCUACGAGCUUCCUUACUAACUAAUGCGACCUACGGUUAUCAACUUCCAGCAAGCCUUACACAUACUCGCUCUUUGAAUUGCCGGUCUCUGAACAUCGUGAACUCUCUCACUUAUAUCACCUUGAUCCUGCUACAACAGCUGGCUCGGCCUACCGGUUCGUAUUCAGUUACAUACCCGAUACCCCAGACCCAUCAUGACAGCAGAGUACCCUCCUACCUCCAACCUUUACUCGGAUUUGACAGCCUAAUCCUAACAUAAAACGGCCUCGUUUUUCUAUCAUGGCUUUGGAUCUGCUGUCACGACACAAAUCACGAACACAUAACAGGGCGGCAGACAUGCAAUGUUCUAGCCCUGAUGCCUCCUGUGUGGCGGAGAGACCAAGUCCUCGACUUGGGGAUGGCUUGAGAGAUAUAAUCGUCACCACCAGUCGACAUCUCGGCCCGUACAUAGCGGCCACAGGUCAUGGACUUUCCACCAGUCCGAUCGAUUCUACCAACGCGAGUGACUUGUCUAUUGAUACCAACGGACGUGAUUCUGUGGAUAGGCAAGAUGGUUCCUCAACCCCCCUCUCGAGCUUUGAUAACUAUGAUACCUUGAGCGACUGCGAGCUGAACAUGUCGAGACCCCAAGCAUCGUAUCGCAACCUGCCAACCAAUGCAUCGUCGGAAGAGGGGGCUCGCCGGCCAAACCUGGCGGCUUCCAGGCGGGAUGAUAACUAUAGGCAGCCCUCCAUUGCGCAUGGUCUGGCUAAUACUAUCGAGACCUUGUCGCUAGGCCGACUUCAAGGGUCAUUUUGCGCUGAUACUUUGGACCGCCUGUCUCGUUUCCCAGAAGCUGCAUCCCACCCGGUAUUAUCCCUGGCACCUGUAGAACUUCAUUCUAUCGAAGCCUCUGCAAAUGUUCCAAUAGCGGGUAGCAUCCUCAUAGGGUGUUCAAACGAAAAGUCGACUUCUGAUGGAGCGAGAGAUAAGACCACAAAUCAUACAUACCUCGACAUAUGUGAAUCCACCAACAUUCCGUGCAGUUGUGGCGAUCACUCCGGUCAACCGCUUUUCACCAACCCGCCACGGACGCCAAAUCGGAUGUCCCCGGCUUCCACUACGCGCAUGUCUUUUCAAUCCAAGUUGGCAACCUAUACUAGUGGAGAUACACCAUCCAUACCCGGAUCACAGGCAAAUGUGCACGUUUUUGUGGAUAUAUCGAAUAUCUUUAUCGGGUUUUGCGAAACGUAUAGAGUUUCGAGACAGAUUUCGCGGAUGCGACGGAUGAGAGCACCGUUUUUCUCAUUCAAAGUUCUUGCCUGUAUCAUGGAACGCACCCGCUCUGUCACCAAACGAGUCCUCGCCGGCUCUGCGGAUAGUGGAGAUGCGCCCAUUCGCCACACGAAGUGGCCAGGAUAUUUUUUGGAGGCGGAGCAACUGAAUUAUGAUAUGAAUAUCUUCAGCCGUGUCCAAAAACAAAGAGCCCGACAGCAAAGGCCGACGCGACGAGGGAAAGCGUUGAGACGAGGAUCCUUGGGCUCCCCCUUCUAUGAAGCGGGUGUCACUAGUACCGAUGAGUCCACAGGAGAUGGGAUCCCCCACACCUUCGAAACUAGAAAUUGUGAGCAAGGUGUUGAUGAAAACCUCCACCUUAACAUGAUGAAUAGCAUACUGGACCACAUGUCUGACCCUGGGACCAUGGUGUUGGCUACGGGUGAUGCGGCACUGGCUGAAUUCUCGGCUGGGUUUUUCGAGUAUGCGUGUCGAGCGCUGAGUUUCGGCUGGAAACUUGAACUCGUCGCAUGGAGACGGAAUAUCUCCUCGUCAUGGACCAACCCGAGCUUUGUGGAGAGAUACAGUGACCAAUUUCGCAUCAUUUUUUUGGAUGAUUUCCUCGAAGAGUUACAUCUCAACUUCCUUCCGUAAGACUACCCGCGUCAUCACGCGCUCGGCAACGCCGCGUCAAUCUUUUCCCCUUCCCUUUCUCCGUUUUCUCCUCCCCUCUUCUGCGGGGAAAGGGGGAGAUGAAAGGAGGAGGAAAUGAUCAGAGGAGCCACAGACGUGUUUUUUCGUUCCCGCGUAGAGCGCUAGAGGAUACACAUCGGCGGCUGCUUGGCACGAACCCUACGAACGCUUCCUCGGCCACUCCCUUUGCCCGUAUUUACUACUACAUUGCGCCCGCCCCGAGUUAGACCGGGUGCGGCAUGCCGCCUUAGAUGCCCUCGAAUGCCAACAAGCUUGAGGCAGUCUCAACCCUUACACGCUCAGUGGAUGGGGUUGUUGAGGAUGGUUCGACGCGUCGGUCAAUACGAAUACUCCCACAUGGAUAUGAUUUUGCGCAGAUAACCUGAGGAGACAACGG
Molecule: messenger RNA, 2396 nt
Organism: Durotheca rogersii
Lineage: Eukaryota; Fungi; Ascomycota; Sordariomycetes; Xylariales; Xylariaceae
Exons: 2
Coding region: 332-1960 (542 amino acids)
Biological process (GO): protein import into nucleus
Cellular component (GO): nucleus
Molecular function (GO): small GTPase binding; guanyl-nucleotide exchange factor activity
Source: RefSeq, a predicted model, not a curated record